Messenger RNA from Dermochelys coriacea (leatherback sea turtle), 2656 nucleotides. RefSeq names its product zinc finger protein 692-like. The transcript is spliced from 12 exons. Bases 313 to 2211 code for a protein of 632 amino acids. The record is from RefSeq and is a predicted model, not a curated record. Lineage: Eukaryota; Metazoa; Chordata; Testudines; Dermochelyidae. Gene Ontology annotation, cellular component: nucleus. Gene Ontology annotation, biological process: regulation of transcription by RNA polymerase II.
CCACUGCUGGGUGAGGAGGGAGGAGGUUUCCUUCGCUUUUCCCCACCAGGGGGCUCUGGGUAUUGCUCAGGAGGGGAAGCUCCUAGGGCUCGAGCUCUCUCCGCUCAGCAGACCGGGGGUUGAGCUUCCUGGGUCAGAUGCAGCCGCUGCUAGCUCCGUUGCGAGCUGAGGAGCUUCUGCUUCCCAGCCGUGCGGGGAGCGACCUGCGUUAACGCCGCUCUGCCGACAGGUGAGGGGGGAGACCCGGGGCCUGACAGGCUGCAGAAUCGGGUCCGGAUUGUCCCUGGCUCCCCCGGGGGGCUGGGAAGAGAAAUGGCUGCUGCGGAACCAGCUCAGCAGGACCAGGUUCAACAGGAGACCCCAGUGGCUGGGAUGUGGGGAGAACCCCGUGCCCUUGGGGAAGGGCGUUGUGGGAUCCCGGUCCAGCAUCCCAAGAGGGAGGAGAGCGAGGCUGAGGAGCAGAGCCCUAGCUGGCCCUUAUACCCGCGGACGCCGUCCCAGUCCUUGCUGGGAUGCUCGGAGGGGGAAGAUUCUCCAUUGAGGUCAGCGCAGACGCCUCCCCGGUCUCAGGAAGGGGCAGACACCACAGGCCUUGAGCAGGCCGUGCUGUCCCAUGACUGGCCUCAUGGGGACGAGGUUCCUUCGUUCCCCAGGGAGGCACCUGAGGCCUGCGGCUCCCUGGGGACAGGCCCCACUAGGGGCCGUGCCGAGGGCAAGGCGUCCGUUUCAGAGCAGGCCAGCGAGGAAGCCCAUCGGUUGCAGUUCCGCUCAGGUGCUGCCCGGCCUGGAGAAGCUCCCCGGGAGACGCUAGCCCGUCUCAGCCGUGCUGCUCAGCUCUGGCUGCGGCCCGGGGAGCGCACCAAGGAGCAGAUCGUGGACGUCGUCGUGCGGGAGCGGUUCCUGGGGGCACUGCGGCCAGACGUGCGGGCCUGGGUGACAGCGAGGGAGCCCCACAGCAGCGAGGAGGCGGCUGCAUUGGCUGAAGCCUGCCUGGGGCAAGGGGAGUCAACCCAGCCUGCUCAGGGGCCGGUGACCUUCAAGGAAGUGGCUGUGUAUUUCACGGAGGAGGAGUGGGCUGUGCUGGACCCAGGUCAGAGAGCCCUCUACAGGGACGUCAUGCAGGAGAAUUACGAGAGUGUGACCUCACUGGCUCCCCUGGCAGAGGCAGAGGCUGGCAUGGAAGGGAUAGAGCCGGAGAGUGCACCAGGAUUGGAGGAUAAACCAGAGCAGGUGCAUGAGCCCAAAGAGGAAGAGGACGAGAAUGAAGACUUCACCGAAGAAGAUGACCUCACUUACACUGACGACCUGCGCGAUAAGAAUUACCACCCCUCGCUGGACAGUGACUCCGAGCUGAAAAGAGAACAAAGCCAGAACAAGAGCCGCAAGAGACUCGUAAAGGGUGCACAGCUGCCUACCGAGACAAGUCCAGCCAACGGCAGCCCCUCUGAGGAGAAGGCGGUGCAAUCCAGCCGCAAGAAGCGGGGACAGCCGAGCAACAAAGAUGUGGCCCAGAUCGGCCCCAAGAGAAUCAGGAAGGCAACCAAGCGCGAGAUGCUCCUGUGCGACUUUGAGGGCUGCGGUAAGAUCUUCUCCAACCGCCAGUACCUGAACCAUCACAAGAAAUACCAGCACGUGCACCAGAAGACCUUCACCUGCUCCGAGCCCAGCUGUGGCAAGUCCUUCAACUUCAAGAAACACCUGAAGGAGCACGAGAAGCUGCACAGCGACAAACGGGAUUACAUCUGUGAAUACUGCGCCCGCCCCUUCCGCACCAGCAGCAACUUGAUCGUCCACAGACGCAUCCACACGGGGGAGAAACCCAUACAGUGUGAGAUCUGUGGCUUCAGCUGCCGUCAGAAGGCUUCCCUCAACUGGCAUAUGAAGAAGCAUGAUGCCGACUCCUUCUACCAAUUCUCCUGCGACAUCUGUGGCAAAAAGUUUGAGAAGAAGGACAACGUCACCGCACACAAAAGCAAGAGCCAUCCCGAGGUGGCUGCCAGCCCAGCCCAGCCUACGCCAGAAAUGGCAGCAUCCGGCCACUGGGACGCGCCAUCUCUGUUCCCCAGCCUUGGUGAGGAGACACCGACUAAGGACCACCCACAUGCGCCGUGCCCACUUGCCACAGAGCAGCUGGAGAUCCCUGCACUGAGCCAUUGCAAAACGGAGAAGGUGGAAGGGCCGGUGUCCCCCAUCGCAGCCUCCGCCGAGUAACGGACCACGCCGAGUGGGAUCUGUGUCUGACCAGUGCUUGGGGGUUCAGCCACGGGGGAUGUUGGCAGAGAUGAUCCCAGCAGGAUCCUGCCUUCCAGCUGGACUCUGCUGAGAGUGGGACAUAAAGUGCUUAGCAGAGGGGUGGUGAUAAUGACUGAACCAUGGCGGGGGACUGUAGCAGAAGAUCUGAAAUCCUGCUCAGGUACUGAGAGUAUGAGGACAGGGAGGCAAAGCCCCCGCAGUUCUGCGCAGCCUCCCCACACCACAGUCAGUAGAGCACAGACUCUCCAUGGGCCAAGAGGACUGUGACAACAGCACCUUCUCUGGAACAAGGAGGCUCUGAAGAGAGAUGGUGAGGUUCACCCUCCCCAGGAACAGGCCUUGGCUUUGCUACUCUCGGCUUCAGGGCUUUGGACAAAUCCUCAAUAAAGAAUUAUUUUGUGUA